Molecule: messenger RNA, 708 nt
Organism: Vanrija pseudolonga
Lineage: Eukaryota; Fungi; Basidiomycota; Tremellomycetes; Trichosporonales; Trichosporonaceae
Exons: 2
Coding region: 1-708 (235 amino acids)
Source: RefSeq, a predicted model, not a curated record
AUGCCGUGCGGUAACGCGCGUUGUCCUCCGGACUGUACCGCCUUCUACUACGGCAUUGCGAACACGUACACGAUCGGUCUGCACCAGAACGGGCUCAACCCCCAGAUGUCACCCAACCCCCCAGAUGACGAAUCAGAGUACCAGCACAAGCUCACACCCCCAAAGCUCAAGUACCACCUCGGCUUCUGGUUCACCGAUCGCGCCUGGGACAUCGCCGACGGAUUCUUGUCCGUCGGUAGCAAGCAUGACCCGCCACCCGAGUGCUUCGACACGUGCCCCACCCUUGGCCGAUAUCGCUUUUCGUAUGGGAGUGUGGUGCAGCCCGGAUUCCACUACUUGGAGGGCUGUGUCGAUCCGCCAGACAGCUCAACACCCAGCGUCAAGACGUCAAGAAAGAAAGGCAAGGGCAAGGUGGUCGCGGACCCGUCUCGUCGUCUGCGGGUUGGGUCAUGUUGGCGCUGCGCCAAGAGUAAAGCCCUUGCCUCACGCCACGAGGUCGAGGGCGCCACCUCGACGGCCCCGUCAUCGACGGACCAGUCGUCCACCAGUUCCACCUCCGACGGCAACGUGCUCCCGCCGCCAUCUCCAGUUGUGGCCACCACCAUCCCGUCGCGCACCACCCGUCGCCCCCAGACCUGCUUCUGCGAAGAGUGCGAGAACCCGCCCGCCCGCUACGCCCGCCUCGACGACAGUGACCUCGAGGACUAG